Molecule: messenger RNA, 1055 nt
Organism: Copidosoma floridanum
Lineage: Eukaryota; Metazoa; Arthropoda; Insecta; Hymenoptera; Encyrtidae
Gene: strat
Product: RAB interacting factor STRAT
Biological process (GO): post-Golgi vesicle-mediated transport; small GTPase-mediated signal transduction
Cellular component (GO): membrane; cytosol
Molecular function (GO): zinc ion binding; guanyl-nucleotide exchange factor activity
Source: RefSeq, a predicted model, not a curated record
UGUGAAUUGAAGAGUUUUCAAAUAAUAUCUCCAGCUCUUGUAUGUUAUUGUUCAAUACAUUGCAAUAACAUAUUCCAAUAUUCAAAUUUAGUGGAUACAUGUCGAGCACGGUUAUGGCAGAAAUUGCGACAAGAGCAAGUGACUCAAAGACAGACGUCCAAGGAAAAAAUACUCAAGUUAUAUGUUGCACUUACUGCCCAUCAAAAAUACUUAACCCAGGAGCAGCAUCAUUGACGAAUAUCACGUAUCCUCUGCCACUUGUGCUGUGCAAGCGAGACGAAGUAGAUAAAAGAGAAAUUAUCAAUGAAUAUUGGUUGGUUGAAAAUAUAAAUUCUUUUGAAAAUAUCGGGGUUACUUAUAAAGCCGAAAAUGUCAAAUUUUUAGUAUGCGCAGAUUGUGAAAAAGGUCCAGUGGGGUGGCAAGAUUUGUCGACAUUUCAUUCAUAUAUUGCUUUGAGCCGAGUAAAAUAUCAGAAACCUGCGCUGUAAACAUUUCUAUUUUUCUUUAUAAUAUUGUCUUUACCGUGACAGAUACUAUUUUUAUGUACUACUUAUUUGUCUGCAUUACAUAUUCUUAAGUGAAAGUAUGUACACGUUAUUAAAAAACUAUGCAACAACAUUAUAAAUUAUAAAUAACUUGUAACUACUUUAAUCUGCUUAUAGGUAAUUUUUUGUUUUUACACCAUCUAAAUUUCGCUGAAAAAUUUUUUAUGAACGAUAAUGAAGACUAAGAUGCUAAACAUGAGAUUAAAUAUAACUGAAUCAAUGACAGCAGUAAAAAUCAAUGAUUUUAUUUUUACAAUGUACAUUUGAUAUUCAAUAGCGAUUACUAUUUGGUUACAAAUCAUGUGUUCAUAUGUACAAAUACAGUAAGAUGUUUAAAAUUAAAAAGACAAUUGUUUAGAAUACAUUUAUUUUUAUAUGUGUGCACACUAUUUUUAAAUUUGCAGGUAUUUUUGUUUUAAAAAAAAUUUCCUGGGAAAUUAAAAUGUACCAAAAAUAUUAGUUUAACAAGUACUAAUAUUAUCUCUAGUGUUUGUGCUUAUAUAUAUGUAA